CCAAAUGACAACACUUGUGACUGUUGGUCUCAGGGAAACACUUAUCUUCACAGCGGUUAGGAAGAUCCAGGUUUCCCCGCAGCCAGAGACACGAUGAUAUAGUUAGGUUGUCAACCACACAUUUGAAAAGACAGUUUUAUACUACAACAUGGAUUACCUACUCGAAGUGAAGAUAGGUGCUCUGGUCGGGUUAUUGCUCUUAACUCUUCUCGUUGGAUUCAUCCCUGCUCGAAUCAAAUGGUUCAGAGACACAAACGGGACAGAAACGCACCGCACAUUUCUGAGUCUGAUCAGCUGUUUUGCUGGCGGGGUUUUUCUGGCAGCAUGUCUGCUGGACAUCAUUCCAGAUUAUCUGUCGGACAUCAGCGCAGAGCUGGAUGUUCGGAAGGUGGAGACCAGUUUCCCCCUUGCCGAGUUCAUCAUGGCUGCUGGAUUCUUCAUGGUCCUCAUACUGGAGAGGAUUGUCCUAAACUGUCGAGAGAUGGUAGCAUCUCAGGAGGAGAGGGCACCCCUGAUGGCGGACAACAGAAAUGGACAUGGCCAUGGCCAUGGAACAAAUCAUGAUCUGGAGGGCAGCGGCCAACAUGUCCAUGUUGACUUUCAGGCUCACUCCCCCUUUCGCUCCUUCAUGCUCUUCCUCUCCCUCUCCCUCCACUCAAUUUUUGAAGGUCUUGCUAUUGGCCUACAGAGCACAGACUCAAAGGUAUUAGAGAUCUGCAUAGCGAUACUUGUCCACAAGACCAUCAUCGUGUUCAGCCUGUCGGUGAAGCUCGUACAGAGCUCAGUCCGUCCGCUAUGGGUGGUUGCUUACAUCAGCGUGUUUGCCAUGAUGUCGCCUAUAGGCAUCGCCAUCGGUAUCAGUGUUAUGGAGGCUCAGCUGGCGGCUGGAGCUCUGAUUCAGGCCGUCCUGGAGGGCCUCGCUGCUGGGACGUUCAUCUACAUCACCUUUCUGGAGAUCCUCCCCCAUGAGCUCAACUCCCCCGGGAAGCAGCUUCUUAAGGUGCUCUUCAUCCUGCUGGGCUUCAGCAUCAUGGCCGCUCUGACGUUCAUAGGCUGAUCCCAGUCUGCAGCUGUAAGGGGGACUGCAGCUCACACACACUUUAUACAGGAAAACAAACUGCCCUCAUCAGAGAAGAAGUAUGUUUACUGCGCACGGUUCCACACAACUCUACUGUUUUUAAUGUCAAAGGGAUAAUGACUAUAGAUGUUGAGGUUUUAUAUCUUUUAACUUUUUAAUUCACAAAAGAUGAGUCCUGUCGACAGUGUAAAUAAACAAUUUCCUUUAUGAGGGUUUUAAGUAAAGAUAAACCACUAUGUUUGAUGAAUGACUGAGAGAAUCACAGGGGAACAAGGUGGAACAGAGUGCACCCAUAUAUCACUGGCCCUGUUUUGAAUCAUGCUUUGGACCUGCAAACAAGGCCAGAGCUUCUCACCUUUGACCCUACCGAGGAAACCGCUGGAAACAAAGAGGCCAUGUUGAAACCCUAGACAUUAUUUAAUCAUGUUAGUAUAUUUCUUUGAAACUAACUCAUGGGAAGCUUAUUCUUUUCAAACAGCGCUAAUGGUGCCUUUUCUGUAACUAUUUCAUUGGGUCGGUCCUUCACUCUAUGCUGGAUGUUGGCACUUGUAACAUGUUAUGAAUGUUGUGACCCAGAGUCAUUUGGCAAAUACUCGCAUUUAAGUGCAAUGCUUUAAGUUGUAAGUUCCAGCAUAGUGAACUGUAGUAUUAACAUUUCAUACAUUUUUCCAGUAAGCUAAUGUAAAUGUAAACUGAAUUCCUCAUGCCUUAAGUUGUAUGCCAAAAAGUGGAAAUGAUGAGAAAAUAUGUGGGAUGUCUUUUGUGCACUUUCCCAAUAAAGAAUCGGUGAUCAUCUGCACACAUA
Eleginops maclovinus (Patagonian blennie) is the source of this 1883-nucleotide messenger RNA. RefSeq names its product solute carrier family 39 member 1 (gene slc39a1). The transcript has 4 exons. The record is from RefSeq and is a predicted model, not a curated record. Gene Ontology annotation, cellular component: plasma membrane. Gene Ontology annotation, molecular function: zinc ion transmembrane transporter activity. The coding region runs from base 149 to 1057 and encodes 302 amino acids. Lineage: Eukaryota; Metazoa; Chordata; Actinopteri; Perciformes; Eleginopidae. Gene Ontology annotation, biological process: zinc ion transmembrane transport.